UCUCUCUCUCUCUCUCUCGUGUAUCAGUGAGAUGUGUUACUGCCAUCCGUAAAUGUGCUUAUCGUUGUUAGAUAACACGAGACUUAGAGAAGCUGCAGAAAAGCCGAGUAUACAUACUAGCGGCAUUAUGAAACCGUAACCUGUUGCCGCCCUCUAACGGUAUUUCUAGUGUUGCUAACGGAGAUAAAGAUAGAAAAUAGAGAAGAAAGAGUUAAAGUAAACUGAAUCUUCAUAAUUUCAGGACUUUUUAGUGUUGCUAACAGAAAAAAACAAUGAAUAAAGACCAACAAACUCAGAGUUCAUUAUUGUGUGUGUAGUGUUGUUAACAAAGAAAAUCGAAAAAAAGAGGAGACGAAGAAAACUUAGUCUUCAUAACUGAAGUGUUUCCAGUGUCCUUAACAGAGAAAACUUAGAAGAGAAGAACAAGGAGAGAUAAAAUAAACUCACCUCUCAUAAUGUCAGAAAAAAAUAGAGCAAGUUGAAUUUUCACGUGUGUUUCUAGAGUUGUUACUGGAAAAGGAAACUGAAAAGAAGAAAGAAAGAAGGAAAGAAAGAAACUGUUCAUAAUUUCAGGUGUUUCUAGUGUUAACGAGAAAAAGAAAAAAGAAAAAAAAAAGAUAAAGAUCAAACCCCGGCAGGAACAAAAGCAGCGGCGGUCAUUGUGUGAGCAUUACACAAACUUUACUUAACCCAAGCCGAGCAGGGGAAAGAAAUCUUGACGAACAAAUGAAAAACUUUACCGGAUAACUUGCUCGUUAACUCCUAAGUGAUAAGGCUUUCCCGACCUCUGAACCCUCCCUUCCUCCCACUUCAGGCCAGGGGCGCCCCGCCACCCAGAGGGACGCCAUGGACCCCGCCAAGAUUCUGCAGAUAAUCACCAACAGCACGUGGAUGGUGACGCGGCUGGUGGGGAGCGAUCCAGUGGAGUUCGAAGAGCAGAAGUACGUGGUGGAGGUCCCCGAGAACAGCGCCAAUGUGCCUCUCCUGCGCCUCACUGUCAAGCUAAACCCGCCUGGCAAAGCGGUGAAGUUCCGGAUCAAGUCAGGCAAUGAGGGCGGUUACUUCAGCUUGGAGGAGACCAGUGGCCGCCUCUCCCUCGCCCGCCCGCUCGACUAUGAGACCCAGACACAGCACGAGGUGGUGGUGGAGGCGCGGGCAGGGGCAGGGAGGAGCGAGGCGAGGGUCGUGGUGGUCGUGAGGGAUGUGAACGACCACACCCCAGCCUUCCCCAGGUCGUCCCUCCUCAUGCAGCUCACGGAGGGGGACGGUCGCCACUUCCCCAAGACUAUUCUGAAGACGAAGGCAACAGACGGUGACAAGGGGAAGUUUGGUCACCUUUCUUACAGUCUCUCUGGGGAUGGCGUGCAUUUCCUACCCUCCUCCUCCUCCUCCUCCUCCUCCUCCUACAACGCCUCAUCCACUCCGAGCUUCGCAAUCGAUUCCUCCACCGGUGAUGUGCUGCUGCUGAAGCCCCUAGACCGCGAUCCUCCUGACGGGCGUGCAGUGUGGCGCCUGUGGGUGACAGCCUCAGACGGAGAGCUACAGGCGUCCAUGAGCAUCACCAUCAACCUGAAGGACGUAAACGACAACGCUCCGCACUUCCCGGAGAGUCGCGUCACGGUUGCCAUUCCUGAGGACGCCCCGCUGGGCACGUCCGUUGUCCAAAUGACCGCUGUUGACCUGGACGACCCCUUAGAAGGCCGCAACGCCCGCCUCACCUACUCCCUGGAGAGGAACGUGGUGGAGGCGGCAUCAGGGAGCCCCAUCUUCGCCGUGGACCACCAGCAGGGUCUCGUGACAACCGCCGUCUGCUGCCUGGACCGCGAGAAGACUCAGAAGUACAUUUUGCACGUGCUGGCGACGGAUGGCGGGGGUCUCAAAGGGACCAGCACGGUAGAGGUGGAAGUGAGUGACGUGAACGAUGAGCCUCCUCGUUUCUCCGUGGCCGAGUGGUUCCUGGACGUGAGGGAAGGCCACCCGCCCGGCCAGGUCCUCGCCUCCCUCACCGUCAUCGACCCAGACACUUGUAAUGACUUCGCGUUCAGGCUGGUGCCUGGCAGUGGACACGGGUGGCAGCUUUUCAGAGUGGAGGCGCAGCGUGAGGGGACAGCUGAGAAGUAUAGAGCAAGAAAGGAGGACACUGCUGGCGCAAGAGGGAUGGUGGGUGGACAAAGUGAAGCUAGCGGCGUCACUUCUGAGGAGUCUCCCGUGAGUGAAGGAAACGGGCGAGAAGGGAAGGGAACCGCAAGGGUGGAGCUUAGGGCGGUACGAGAGCUGGACUAUGAGAACGCAGACCACAGGCGAGGCUUCAGGUUUCGUCUGCAGGUGACCGACAAGGGCGCGGCGGGGUGGCAGGAAAGGCGGCGUGUGGGCAGUGCCUGGGUCAACAUCAACCUGGUAGAUAGUAACGACAACACGCCUGUACUGCGGGAGAAGCACGCCCGCCGCACCGUGCCCGAGGACGCUGCCCCCGGCACUCUCCUGGCCUCCUUCACGGCAACGGACGCAGACGGGGCAGGUCAUGGGAUCAUCCACUUUACCAUCGCUCCUGACAGCGAUCCAGACAUCUUGUUCAGUGUGGAUGCGGCUGGGGAGGUCCGGGUGGCGGGCCACCUGGACAGGGAGAAGAGCCCCACCCACACUCUCCUCGUGUGGGCGACGGACGAUGGUGUUCCACCCCGGACCGCCACAGCUACCCUUGCAGUAACCGUGACAGACGUGAACGACAAUCCUCCUUUUCUGAGCGAGCCCAAAGGUGGCGUGGAGGUGGAAGAAAACGGAGAACCUCAGAUGGUGACGAAGAUCAGACUCGGCGACCCGGACGACUGGGAUUUGGGUCACGGGCCGCCCUUCAGCCUCUUCCUCGACCCCAGAGCCCCAGAGCACGUGUCCUCUGUUGUCAGGGUGGAGUUUGAUCCCAAGGCGGAAGACGGCAGGGGCAUUGGCGUGGUGUGGGUUCGCGGCUCACUGGACAGGGAGGAAAGGAGAGCCCUGCUAGUGCCCGUGGUGGUGGGUGACGGCGCCCCGCAGCCCUGCACCGCCACCCUCACCUUGACUCUCAACGUGGGCGACCAGAAUGACAACCCGUUGACUCCCGCCGCCAAGACUGUCACAGCGCAUGUCCUCAAGGAGGGAGAAGGGAGUGAGAAGGUGCCCCUAGGGAGGAUAUACGUGAAGGAUCCUGACGAAGGCGCCGAAAAGAGGAUCUACGCUUGGAGGAGCGCCCCGCCCUUGCCCGGCUUCUCCCUACAGCAAGACACUGGUCACCUGCACAUGUCCAACGCUGUUCCCCCGGGCAGUUAUCACCUGCAGUUCGAGGUCAGCGCCCCAAGCCAGGGUCAGUUCGGUGUGGGUGCCAAUGUGAGUGUGCAGGUGGAUCACGUCAGCCUGGAGGACCUCACAAGUGCCGUGCCCCUCACUGUUCCGGCGCCUUCGACCCAAGUUGCAGGAACACCCGUUCUACUCAGACUGGUGGAGGCAGCGCAGACCUUUCUGGGCCUACCGAAGGGCGGGGUGCGAGCUGUCACCAUCCAGGCGGGAGGGGAAGGCGUUGACUCGUCGCCUGUCACCCAUGUGUGGCUGGUGGGUCCCGACGCGGCCGUCCUGUACCAUACACUGCUGCACCGCCGGGAGGAGCUGAGUCAUCUUUUGGGUGUGGACGUGGUGGAGGUAGGCGUGGGGGAGUGCGGAGGUGAGGCUGAGAACGCCACAUCCACCACGGCAGCCCCACUGGAGUCUUGUGAGGCGGGGCGUGAGGGUUACUCCGUGGUGGAUGCAGAGUCGACGGCCGUGGUGGGUCCCAGAAUGAGGUUUGGAUGUGGGUGUCGGUGCGGGGGCAGGUGUGACCGGUGUGCCACUAGACCCCCGCCGCCCACCCACACCUGCACGUCCCGCACCUGUCUGAACGGCGGCCGCUGCUUUCCUACUUCAGAGGGAGUAAGGUGCGCGUGUCCACUGCACACCGCCUCCCCCACCUGCAAGGUUCUCAUGCGCCACUUCCAAGGGGACGAGUCUAUCGGCAGCUGGACGUGGGUGGCCUCCAUCCCGCCCUGCCCUGAGGUCCACAUCUCACUGGAGGUACUCACCACUUCGCAGAACGCCACCCUGCUCUAUUCAGGCCCUGACCAUCUGGGCCUGGCCGAACCCCCGCCCCCCGGCAGUGCAUCAAGGGAAGUGCUGCUGCUAGAGCUGAGGUGUGGCCGGCCCUUCCUCAUGCUGGAUCUGGGUGGCGGUCCUGUCACCCUCGCUCUCACCGCUUCCUACUCCCUAGCAGACUCCACCUGGCAUAGACUAGACGUCAUUUGGAAGGAUGAACUGGUGGAGAUGGUAGUGGACUUGUGUUCUGGCAGCAGCAUACACGGUGCCUCCAUGAAGGUGACAGACGACCCCACCACCAGACCGCCGCCGCCCGUGCCCCCUGACGCGCACACUUGUCGCGGUGCCGCCAGACUCCCGCCCACUGCCCGCACACUCAACUACCAACGGCCCCUGCAGGUGGGAGGCAUGGCCCAUCCCGCGCCCUCACACGAUACCUAUGGCUGGCCGGAACCUAUCAGAGCGCUGCCACUGAAAGGUUGUGUCAGGAACCUACGAGUGAAUGGAGAGCUUAGGGACCUCGGUGCGGGUGUCCUCAGUAGUGGCAGUGUCCCUGGGUGUGCUGCUGCCGAAUGCCCCGCGAACAGCCCUUACUGUGGAACCUACGGCAGGUGUCAGAUGGAGGCGGGCACGGCGAGGUGUGAGUGUGAGUCCGGGUGGGCUGGAGCAGACUGUUCAACGCCCACCACUGCAUCCACCUUCCACCUCCACAGUUUUGUCCGGCUCGCCCUGUCCUUCUCGCCGCUCGGCUACACUACGUCCAUCAGCCUCAGGUUCAGAACACGUAAGGCGGACGGGGACUUAGUGGUGUUGUCUUCCGAGGGUGGCGGCGAUCGGUUUGGGCUGCAGCUGGCGGGUGGGCGAGCCUGUGUGUUGUUACAGCUGCAUCCUGCCCCGCCCCGGACGCUAUGUCUGGCCCACGUGCAGCUGACAGACGGGCGGUGGCACAGACUGCACGCUGCCAGGUACGGGUCAGCCACUUUCGUGAUGGCUGACGACGGUGACGGGGACCUGUACAACGCCUCGGUGUCUCUGAAGGGUCGACAACUCCUGGAGGUGGACCACGAAGCCGGGGUGCUCAUCGGUGGAGUGUCGAGACAAGUGGACAGCGGCACUUCUGCUUCCCAACGAGACUUCCACGACGGGUGUCUCGAUGACGUGAGAAUAUCCAGCCGGCCGGUGCCUCUUCCCCCUGCGCUGAACAGAACGGCGUGGGCCCGUGUGGACGAAGCGAGAGGCGUAGGUGUAGAUUGCGAAGCCCCACCUGCGUGUGGCAAUGUUACCUGUCGCUCUCCGCUUACUUGUGUCGACACCUGGAGGUCUUAUCAUUGCGGGUGCGGCGAGGGACGAGUCAUGGAGGAAGGCAGCAAUCUGUGCCAAGCCCUGGACCAGUGUGACCACCGUCCAUGUCUGCACGGCGGCACGUGUAUAGCCGCUAACACAGGAUUCACAUGCAGUUGCUUGUCUGGGUACGGCGGGCGGUUCUGUCAGCUGCAGGGUCCGGGCGCCGCCUCGCUCAAACUGUCCUUGGCUGGCCUCGUCGCAGUGCUAGUGUGGUGCACGCUGUUGCUAUUGCUGGUCUGCGCCGUACUCCUCCAUCAACACCAUCGCCGUUCAGCCCUGCGCAGGGGGGCGGGGGACGGUAAGGAGUCCACCACGCCCGGUGAGACCAAGGGGCAUGUAUCUCCAUCACCCUCUGACUGCCACCCUCCUUACCUCCUGGAACUCCGCCUCCUAGCUCCCCCGAGAGGCAACAGACCAGCCUCGUGGAGCACCAACCCGAACAUAGCAGACGUGGAUGUAUUACAAGUGGACGCAGCCUCUGUCACCAGUAGCUUAGAGGAGAGAACACAGCAGCAGCAGCAGCAGGAAAUCCUCACACAUCCCACGAAUCCUACGAACACCACGAACCCUUCCCAGGCCUCUCUCAGUAACCCCAGUAGCGCGGUGCCGUCAGAGGAAGGGGAACCAGCAGCGGAGAAACAAGAGGUGGAACGGAGUGGCUGUGACGACCUGAGGAAUUAUGCUUACGAAGGAGGCGGCUCAUCUCCUGGCUCCUUGUCCUCGUGCUUGGAGAGUUGCAGCGGUAAUACCAAAUUUCUGGGAGGCUUCCGUGAGGUGGCCCACAUGCUAGAGUCCUGACAAGCGAUCGGGUCACACGCCUCGACUGGGAAGGUUCAGAUGUCUCUUCCGGACGCUGUGCAGAAGUCAGGUGCCGGGGCGGGGGAAGAGGGGGUGAGCCUGGCCGCCCCUUCCACAGUGUCCCUGCUCGUCCCUGAGUGUGCAGUGCCGUCCCUCACCAGCCAAGUCAACGGGGAUUAGCCGGACCUUUUGUUGCUGCCUCUUGGAAUACGUCUGUUUCAUCAUUGCCUUAAUGUUUCCUUCUUACGUAUAAGAAGUCUCUAAUCUGGCAGAUUCCAGAGCAUCGUCGCCUUUGCUUGACUUUUUUUCGACAGGAGCGUAUUCGUUGAAUAAUUGCGUUAGGAUGUGAGUAAAAUUUGCACAAUAUUCUCAAAUGCUUCGGUGCCUCAACUCUACUACUUUCAAAAGGCUCUACAAUGGAUGAAAUUACACAUGUUUUCAAAGGAAUUUGUGCGGUUUUAGUGAUAUAUCUACAAGAAUUGUGCGUUCAUAAUUAACCAAAGAAAACUAAAGAACUCGGCUAAUUAUCUCUAUGACCUUUGAAAGUAGUCGUGAAGAGAAAGCAGAGUGUUUCGGAAUACUGGUCAGUUGUGAGUGUUGGGUCAAACAUGGCGGCAGCUGAGAGUGAGCAGGGAUGACUAGCAACUAUUUCAUUGAGGCCUUUGCAGACUCAGUACUGCUUUCAUUCUUACGUAACAUGGGUAAUUUGAUUAAUUACAGGGACGAAGCUCAUUUUACUGCAGUAAUAUUUAAUUUGGAUGUAUUUUGGAUUUAGAGUUAUUCAGGCAUCCCAGAGGUUCUUGCGCCAGUGUUCUUCGUCUCCAUCCAGUGUCGCAUUGUGACAGGACUUUCCUUCGUUCGUGCUGUUGCGUGUUGCUGUUUACUCGUGGUGUGAGGGUUUCCCUUGAAGCUUGAUGUCAUGGCUCAUUGUUCUGGAAUCUACUGGGAGGGAACGUCUGCAUAUUUUACACAAUUCAUUUCGACCGUGGCAUUCCGUUUAAUCAUACAGGGAUAAAGUUUUCAUUUACAUUGCAAAAACACCAAAUACUUAAGCUGAUCAUCAUUAUCUAUCAGUCUCGAUUGAGAAGUCAAUGCCGGACAAAUAGGUACCAAAUUUAUGAUGUGGGAAAGCAACACAUCACAUAUUUCAAACAUGGAAUGAAUAGAAAAAUUCUGCUGUGACGAGACAGGGUGACGUGUGCGCCACUGACAAGGCUGCUCCUGAAAAUAUAACAUCAGGAAAUUAACUUUGCUGAGAAUACACACACAUACACACACACACACACACACACACACACACACACACACACACACACACACACAC
Portunus trituberculatus (swimming crab) is the source of this 7561-nucleotide messenger RNA. Its product is annotated as putative neural-cadherin 2. The record is from RefSeq and is a predicted model, not a curated record. NCBI's taxonomy places the organism in Eukaryota, Metazoa, Arthropoda, Malacostraca, Decapoda, Portunidae. Gene Ontology annotation, molecular function: cadherin binding; calcium ion binding. Gene Ontology annotation, cellular component: plasma membrane; catenin complex. The coding region runs from base 847 to 6237 and encodes 1796 amino acids. The transcript is spliced from 30 exons. Gene Ontology annotation, biological process: homophilic cell-cell adhesion.